This is a messenger RNA of Ramularia collo-cygni, 567 nucleotides long. RefSeq lists its product as uncharacterized. NCBI's taxonomy places the organism in Eukaryota, Fungi, Ascomycota, Dothideomycetes, Mycosphaerellales, Mycosphaerellaceae. The record is from RefSeq and is a predicted model, not a curated record. The transcript is spliced from 2 exons. The coding region runs from base 1 to 567 and encodes 188 amino acids.
AUGUUGUCCCUCAUCCAUAUCGCCGUCGCGGGUCUGCUCGCGGGCUCCGCCAUUGCCCAGUCCAAUGCUGGUCUUCCAUCCUGCGCAGCCGACAAGUGCGUGACGGCCGACUACGGUGGCUGCGAGGCCUUGAACGUCGAAUGCAUCUGCACGCAAGGCGACUGGAUCGCUGGUCUCGCGUGCUGUGUUAGCGAAGCCUGCGACGCGGCCGGCCAAGAAGCGACCAUCGAUUUCGCAAACGCCAUCUGCGGCUCUGUCGGCAAAGCAGAUCUCCUCCCCACCACCGCAACCUGCGCCGCUGGAGCCACCCCAAGCCUGAAGGACGGCAGCUCACCUUCCUCCUCUGGAACUGCCUCUGUCACUUCUUCCUCUUCGGGCGCAUCCUCCGUCACCAAAGCUCCUUCCGCGACCUCCUCUUCCAGCGAGUCCAGCACCACCGCAUCUUCCGGCUCUGCAUCGACUGCGGCCUCUACCACAACAGCCGACGCGGGAGCAUACGGCGUCCACGCCCAAGGUGCAGGUGCAGGCCUCGUCCUUGGUCUUGUUGGUUUCUUGGCUGCACUUUAA